Molecule: messenger RNA, 1366 nt
Organism: Solanum verrucosum
Lineage: Eukaryota; Viridiplantae; Streptophyta; Magnoliopsida; Solanales; Solanaceae
Product: putative RING-H2 finger protein ATL21A
Exons: 2
Coding region: 55-1191 (378 amino acids)
Molecular function (GO): polysaccharide binding
Source: RefSeq, a predicted model, not a curated record
ACCACUAUUUCUGAUGGGGGGUUUGUCCAUAUCCAAAUUGACUUUCUGAAAUACAUGGACAUUCUGAAGUUCAUCUCUUUCUCUUUUCUGCUCUGCUUAACUGUUUAUGCAGGAUACGAUUGCCCAGAUUCCAUUUGUGGGAAUAACCACUUUGACAUACGAUUUCCUUUUGGAAUGGAAGGGCGCCAGAACCUUCAGAACUGUAGCUAUCCUGGUUUCAGUCUUAUAUGCAGCAAUCAAGGUAGAUCAAUUCUAAGUCUUCCAGGUGCAGGAGAUUACUAUGUACGUGAUAUAGAUUACCGAACCCAAGAAAUACAACUCUACGAUCCAUCUGAUUGCCUCCCAAAACGUCUGAUGAAUUUCAGCACUUCUUUUUCUUCUUCUUCACCUUUCAAAGCUGUUGCCUAUCGGAACUAUACUUUCUUGACUUGUUCAACCAAUUUGGUUUUGUCUCGGUUAAAUGUCAUCAGUUGUCUAAGCAAUUCCACUACUUCAACUUUAGCUACUACUUCUCCAAGUGUUGCGAGCCAAAUGAUAAGUUUGUAUAGCUGUAGCAUAAUCAACAAUUCAUCCGUUCCUGCUUCAUGGGCAUUCCAAUACCAAUCAGAUUUUUUAACGGACCUUAUUACCGAUCUUGUGUUAACAUGGGAUGAACCAAACUGCGAAGAGUGUGAAGUAAACCAAGGUGUUUGUGGGUUCAAGAAUGCCAUUAUCAGAGAGAUUCAAUGCUUUGAUAGUCCUGGAACAGGUAACAAAAGGCCGGUUCAACAAGUUCUCAAAUUUAUUGCGAUAACCUUGCUUAUUCCAGGCAUCACAUGUUUAAUUGGUGUAUCAUGUUACUUCUGUUUGGAGUAUAGCCGAUCCAGCCGUGCCUCCGCUUCAAUCCAAAGCAUCACCACCAGAACAACAGUAGCACCACAACCGGCUACUGGCCUCGAUGACUCGACAAUCGAGUCCUACACAAAAGUAGUCCUAGGAGAGAGUGGGAGAGUUCCAGGUCCCAAUCAUGGGAGUUGUCCAAUAUGCCUUGCAGAGUACCAUCCAAAAGAGAUAGUGAAGUGCAUACCUGAAUGUGAGCAUUGCUUUCAUGCUGAAUGCAUUGAUGAAUGGUUAAAGAUUAAUGGUUCUUGUCCUGUUUGCAGAAACAAUCCUUCUCCUGCUCAAGUAACUUGGCUUCUUCUUAGCGCGUAGUUUGUUUUACAUAUUGCAUUUUGAAAUUUGUAAAUCCAAAUGUGAAGUUGUACAUAUGCUUAUUGGGCGUAAAUUAACAUCCUUGUGCUUUAGAAGAAGCUUAGCUGGUUCUCCUCAUUCAAAUACUUUGUUCACAUGCCAUGUCCAAAGAUUGAAGUUUUCAGAUAAAUUUUGU